AUGGCAGACAAGAAGGGAGUUGGAAAAGAACGGAGAUUGCACAGCAGGCAUCAGGGAUCAGACCGCUGCUGUGCCAGACUCUCAACCUCCCCGAGCGCCAAUGACUUCUUAAACGGGGCUGUGGCCCCCAUGUCGGGCGGCUACGCCUCGGACGCUUCAGCCCCCGGGGCGCGGGAGGAGGGGCGGCCCCCACCCCGAGCGGCUGCUCGGCGGGACCAGGGCGGCGGCGUGGGGCGAGGCCCGGCCGGGCCGAGGCGCGCGGCGCGAGUCGGGGGCGGGGCGGCGGCGCCGCCGCGUCGUCGUCGUCCCCGCCUCCUCCCCAGGGGCCGCGUCGGAGCCUCAGCGGCGGCGCUCACAACCCGAGGAGAGCGGCUUGCCUGGAAGCGGCGGCGGCCAUCGAGACCCACCCGAGGCGCGACCCUCUCGGCCUCCGCGCUCCCAGGCCGCUGUGCCCGCGUCCCUUGA
This is a messenger RNA of Leopardus geoffroyi (Geoffroy's cat), 465 nucleotides long. RefSeq lists its product as uncharacterized. The record is from RefSeq and is a predicted model, not a curated record. The transcript has 2 exons. The coding region runs from base 1 to 465 and encodes 154 amino acids. Lineage: Eukaryota; Metazoa; Chordata; Mammalia; Carnivora; Felidae.